CGACCGAUCACCCCUUCUCCCUCACGGACGGAUCACACAUCCAGCGAGUGUUUGGUUGUGUGUGUGUGGGUGUGUGUGUGUAUGUGUUGUGUGCUGUGGUGUGUGUGUGUGUGUGUGGUGUGGUGUGUGUGUGUGUGCAGUGCGGUGUGUGUGUGUGUGUGCCGAGAGAGAGAGAGAGAGAGAGAGAGAGAGAGAGAGAGAGAGAGAGAGAGAGAGAGAGAGAGAGAAAGCAUGUUUCUUUUGCCAAUCCAUCGACACAAUGAAUCGACCAUUGUCGCCUGAUCGACAGAUCUAAUUGUUUGACCGAUCACGAGGGCAUAAGACCUGUCCAGGGAGUUCGCGAUCGCGACGGACAAGUGCAGUCGUGGUCCAGUGGAGACCUGCCGGACUGACUGGUCGAACACCUAAGACUCGUACGUGACGGUAUCUCCGUCCUCCUCCUCCUCCUCCUCCUCCUCCUCCUCUUCCCUCCUCCCUCCUCCCUCCUCCCUCUUCUUCUUCUUCUUCUUCUUCUUCUUCUUCUUCUUCUUCUUCUGGCGGAUUGUCCACCAUGAUUUCGAUCACGAGGGCCGUUCUCGUUCUGACUCUGGCGUGUAUGGCUGCCACGACGGCGGCCCAGCCGUCGGAGGCGUUCUCCAUGACCCCUUCCGACCUGCCCCAAUUCCUUUACAUGCACCCGAUCCCGACCGCGCGCGUCAAGCUCUACUACACUCCUCAUUCGCCAAUGAGGAGUAAGGUUCUCUUCGGGAUCGCAGUACCUAGAGGAGGGUGGGUCGGGAUCGGGUGGUCUCGGGAUUGCCGCAUGAACGGGUCGGACGCUGUGAUCGGCGGAAUCGGUUCGGAGACCGCCCCUCCCGCCACGUACAGUCUCACCACCAACGCGACUCCAGAUCCCGCUCUUCAGGCCUUCGUCACCAGCUUCAACGUGAGCACGAUGCCCGAUCAGCUCUCCACUCUGCUGACCGUCGAUCGAUCCGUCGGCGGCGGACGAGUGGCUCUCACCGGCCCAUCCGUCUGUCUCAUCUGGGCGUACAGCGACUCUACCGACCGGGGCUAUCAUGGACCUCAGAGAAGAGGAGGGGUUCCCAUCACCAUACCAGCUAUUGGGGGGCGCAAUGGCAGCGGCGGCGAUGUCGGCGAUGGUCGGGGAGUGGCUUCAAUGGCGGGAGUGGCUCCAGCAAGCAAGGCGUCUCCUUCGAUUUCACCGUCGCCGUCGUCUCUUUCAUCUCCUUCAUCGCCUUCAUCGCCUUCAUCGCCGUCAUCGCUAGAGACCCCAGGGAUCGCAGCUCCCGGGUCUGAGGGCCCAACAUCGGGCCCAGCUGGGAUCGGGACGCCAGAUCAGUCCACUUCAGUGGCAGGCUCCAAUGCGGCCACGCAAGGAGGACCUCAAGCCGUACAACAAAGUGGAAAAACAAGCGCGGGAAAUCCGAACAGGAGGAGGAUUGGACACGUGGAGGCUGCGACCAGAGUCGUUCUGGCGAUGAUCGUCACCGUUGCCACGUUGAGAAGUUGUCUGUUUGAAUGAUUACAUUGCGGGCGUAUGUAGGACAAGGAUCGGGACAGACAGAGUAGUUACGAACCUGCCGGUGGUACGCACAGAACGCACAUAGUAUGCACACAGUACGGACAUAGUAUGCACACAGUACGGACAUAGUAAAGCAUAGUACGGACAUAGUAAAGCACAUAGUACGCAACAAAGUAUGCACAUGGGAUGCACAUAGAAUGGAUGAACGUAGCACAGAAGUUGUCUGUUUGAAUGAUCAGAUGGCCAAGGGACGAUGGUCGGACAGACAGAGAAUGUAUGAACCAAGAGUGUACUUAUGCACAGAGCACGCACAUAGUACACACGGCACAUAGUAUGUAACAACCUAGUACGCAGAAGCACGAAGAUUGCGCCCACCGCCUCGUCGCUUUUUCAUCGCUAGGAAACCGUAGAUCAGCGCACGCCAGGCUGCAUAUAUGCACUCACUCGCAGACACGCAAAAGAAAGAGAGAGAGAGAGAGAGAGAGAGAGAGAGAGAGAGAGAGAGAGAGAGAGAGAGAGAGUUGCUUUUCCUUUCUGCAGGAAGUAGUGCUUUCUGUUUUCACUGCCGAAAUUAGAAGAGGGAGGAAAACUAGACAUGAGAGAGAGAGAGAGAGAGAGAGAGAGAGAGAGAGAGAGAGAGAGAGAGAGAGAAGUUUGUGUGUUAAUUUUUUAUUUUUGCAGGACGUCGUUUGUGUUUAUGUCCUACCGUAGCAUUUAGAAAAGGGAGGAAACUCAGCAAAGGCAGAAGAAGACAUGGCCAUGGUUCAGAUUAAUUCGGUUCUGGGAGUCUCGAAUUGUUUACGUGUUCUUUUUUCUCGUGUAGCCCGAGGUCUACGGUGUUUCUUUCUGGAAAGUUAAAAAGCUAAUUCAAAGC
Messenger RNA from Chara braunii, 2399 nucleotides. The record is from the annotation of a GenBank genome assembly. NCBI's taxonomy places the organism in Eukaryota, Viridiplantae, Streptophyta, Charophyceae, Charales, Characeae.